Balearica regulorum gibbericeps (East African grey crowned-crane) is the source of this 777-nucleotide messenger RNA. The record is from RefSeq and is a predicted model, not a curated record. Lineage: Eukaryota; Metazoa; Chordata; Aves; Gruiformes; Gruidae.
AUGGGAGCAAACACCUCCAGCAAGUCACCAUCCCUGGAUGAAAAUGAAGAUGUCACCUUCGACCAUUUUGAAAUUUUGCGAGCUAUUGGGAAGGGCAGCUUUGGAAAAGUCUGUGUUGUGCAAAAGAACGACACCAAGAAGAUGUAUGCCAUGAAAUACAUGAAUAAACAAAAGUGCGUGGAGCGUAAUGAAGUGAGAAAUGUUUUCAAGGAGCUGCAGAUUAUGCAGGGCCUGGAGCACCCCUUCUUAGUUAAUUUAUGGUACUCGUUCCAGGAUGAAGAAGAUAUGUUUAUGGUUGUAGACCUGCUGCUUGGAGGGGACCUGCGUUACCAUCUCCAACAAAAUGUGCGGUUCCAAGAAGGCACCGUGAAACUCUUCAUCUGUGAGCUGGUGCUGGCCCUCGACUAUCUGCAGAGCAGGCACAUCAUCCACAGAGACAUCAAGCCUGACAACAUUUUACUGGAUGAGCGUGGACACGUGCACAUCACCGAUUUCAAUAUUGCCACAAUGCUGACUAAAGAAAUACAAGUCACCACCAUUGCUGGCACAAAGCCGUAUAUGGCACCUGAAAUGUUUAACUCCACAAAACCCACCGGCUAUUCCUUCGCUGUGGACUGGUGGUCCCUGGGAAUCACUGCCUACGAGCUGCUCAGGACCCGGAGGCCGUAUCACAUUCGCUCCAACAAUUCCACAAAUGAAAUCGCUCACGUGUUCAAGACGGCCACGGUGAUGUACCCUGCCGCUUGGUCCACAGACAUGGUGUCGCUGAUCAAGAAG